GCCACCAGGGGGCCUCAGUCCCACAGCGGGACAACCAGCUCUGGUUUUGUCUUCACCCUGAACCCUCCCACCCCAGUCAAGCUGUCCCACCCUGCCUCUUCUACCGCCUCUGUUUCUCGUCCCUACUGGCCCCCACAGGCCCACCUGGACUCCCAGUCAGCUUUCUCCCUCCAUGAGGGGCGGGGGGAGGCGGCGGGGGCCCUGGAUGUGGACCCCCAGCCUCUUCAUCUUAAUUCACCUGAGGACCUGGGACAACGACCCUGCCAUGAUGUGUCAACUUUAACAGACCUUUGUUCAGACCUGCCAGAGUUGGAGAUCGUGAGCCUCCUAUCAGAGGGUCAGCCCAACUACACUCUUCGAGCAGACAGUGUGUUUGGAUACGACAAUGACGACUGGCUGCACACCCCUCUGCUGCCACCAACAGUCGCUCUGGGGCUCACACACGAGCAGAUUGAAGAGACACUCAAGUACUUCUUGCUGUGCUCAGACAGAGUGGGCCAGGUCACCAAGACGUAUCAUGACAUCAAGGCAGUCACCCACCUGCUGGAGGAGAAAGAGCGGGAUCUCGAGUUAGCAGCGCGAAUUGGCCAAUCCCUCCUGAAGCAGAACCUCGAAUUAACCGCACGCAAUGAAAUGCUCGAUGAACAGCUUGAAAUUGCAAAGGAAGAGAUUGCUCAGCUUCGCCAUGAGCUCUCAAUGCGAGACGACCUCCUUCAGUUCUAUGCGAGCACUGAGGAGAUCGAGAACGCUGAACUGCGCUCACCAAUAAAAAGGAACGAAUCAUGCAGCUCUCUCAGCAACUUGGUCCACCACGACUUCCUGCACCAUAAACUAAAGGGCUUACAGGACGAGAACCGCAAACUGAGAUUAGAGGCCAGUGAUCUCACAACAGAGACAGCCAACUACGAGGAGCAAGAGCAGGAGCUGAUGAUGGUGUGUGUAGAAGAACUCUCAUCCGUCAAUAAGCAGGUAGUCGACCUGUCUGAGGAGCUAGCCCGAAAGGUCGAGGACUUUUUCCGACAACAAGAGGAGAUCAGCUCACUGCUCGCGCAGACUGUUGACCUGCAGGCCCGUUGCAAAGGGCUCACCAAUGAGAAUGAGGAGCUGAACCAACACCUGAAUGCCUCUCGUGAGAGCCAGCUAAAGCUUCAGUCAGAGCUCAAGGACCUGCAGGACAAGUACUCACAGUGUGAAGACAUGCUCUGCGAGGCCCGUGAGGACAUUAAGAACUUGAGGAAUAAGAGCCUGCCCAACAGCACGGUGCAACGGUACACUGCGCUGGCCUCUGUCCUCCCCAUGGACUCACUGGCAGCCGAGAUCGAGGGGACCUUCCGCAAAGGCCUGGACACACCGGCCCCCGCAGAGUACAAGAACCACCCAUGGCGUGUGUUUGAAACAGUGAAGGUGGUGAACAAGGCCGUAAAGCUGCGGUCUCUGUGCCACUCCCCAGGGCUGCCAGGCUCCAGCCCUGUGUCCAUUCGCUCCAGCUGUACCAGCACCCCCCGUACCAGCUACUAUGGCUCAGACAAUGCCAGCCUUACUCUAGAGGACAAGUCCAGCUCCAAUUGUGCUCUAAAGGAAGACAAAAGAUCUUUUCACCCAAAUGUAAGUGGGCCGAAGCGUCUGGGCCAGCCAGGCACACCAGGAGGCCAGGACCUCGAGGCAGCCUUGCGCAGCCUGUCAGCCCGCCAGCAGAACCACUCUUCUGAGCGGCCUUUCUUUGAUGUGGAGCGGGAGCGUAAACUCCAUGCCCUGGCAGCAGACUGUGAAGAGGGCGUGUGCUCCAGUGGCUUCCUGACACCAAAUGACAGUCUAGACUCCAGCCCAGCAGCAUCGACAAGCACCAACUACUCCAAUGGCAGCUCACGGCCCUCCUGUGGCUCCUCAGGAGGAUCCAGGUCCUACCUCCCUGACCGCCUACAGAUUGUCAAACCUCUGGAAGGAUCGGUGACUCUGCACCAGUGGCAGCAGUUGGCCAAACCAAACCUGGGAGGCAUCCUACAUCCACGUCCGGGCGUGCUGACUAAAGACUUCAGGGAGCUCGAGGUCGACAUACAACACGUCUACAGUCUGAAUGACCUGGAGGAGGAUGAACUGGACCUUUCGCAGCUCUCCGGAACACAUGGCAUGGUCUCUCCAUCCGGUCCCAACCUCUCUCAGACCUCUCCCACACAUCCCAUAACCACCUGCCAAGUCUAUCAACCCUCCCUUCUCAUCCCCCCCUUCUCCACUAGCCUUCGCUCUUUCGGCCUGCCAUCUUGUCGGAACUGUGAGCUCAUGAGCACUUCAUCGUCAUCCUACCAGCAUCACUUUGGGCUGGGAGGCCAGACUACCACCACCACCACCCCCCCAGAUGUAGCUGCUUCAUCACUGGGUCUCCUGCAGCUGCUGCAUGAGCGUGGCAUCUCAGCCUUCCCAUGUCCCAUCCACACCAGCCAUAGUACAAAACCUUCCCCCUCCACAGCAAAAGACAAAUGUGGAGGCUCACUAUCGCACAAUGAGGGAAGAAGGAACAUUUUCAGUUUGAACCUGGUGGAAAAGCUUCGAAGUCUGGGGUUGCACAGAGUGGCAGCCUGGGGGACGACGGGCCGCAAUUGGGAGAGAGAGACAGUCAGUCAUCCUCUGAAUAUUUGAUGAGGGCUGUUCCCCCCCUUCCUCCUCUCUCAUUCACCGUAGUGACUUUACAUCCAGCCGUGGGAUCCCCACUGGGCCGUUCAGGGCCCACAGCUCUGGUGUCUUGAAAACAAAAGCCACAGAAUUAGCUAGAGCCAGACUUUAACGUCAGUAGUGCACAGUGAUAUUCUUUUCUAUGAAUGUGUGUACAGUAGUUGUGUGUGUGUGUGUG
Molecule: messenger RNA, 2845 nt
Organism: Etheostoma cragini (Arkansas darter)
Lineage: Eukaryota; Metazoa; Chordata; Actinopteri; Perciformes; Percidae
Product: trafficking kinesin-binding protein 1
Exons: 15
Biological process (GO): neurotrophin TRK receptor signaling pathway; anterograde axonal transport of mitochondrion; neurogenesis
Cellular component (GO): dendrite
Molecular function (GO): signaling receptor binding
Source: RefSeq, a predicted model, not a curated record